Messenger RNA from Doryrhamphus excisus (bluestripe pipefish), 810 nucleotides. RefSeq names its product transmembrane protein 14A (gene tmem14a). Gene Ontology annotation, cellular component: mitochondrial membrane. The record is from RefSeq and is a predicted model, not a curated record. Gene Ontology annotation, biological process: regulation of heme biosynthetic process. NCBI's taxonomy places the organism in Eukaryota, Metazoa, Chordata, Actinopteri, Syngnathiformes, Syngnathidae.
UAUACGUAAACUCUUAUACUUCCCUACUUUUUACGCGUCUGUGAAGGCAACACACAUAUACUACUACGCAUGCGUAUCAUCGUGGUGUGUUGGCCUGAAACAAGGAAGUGUACUCGAGCAGUAGCUGGUGACAAGACUCCUUCUGUUUUAAACAGAGCUAACAAUGGCGUUUGACUGGAUUGGAUUUGGCUACGCUGCAGCCAUCCUUCUGGGCGGAUACAUGGGAUACAAGAGAAAAGGCAGUGUCAUGUCUCUGAUGGCUGGCUUAGUCUUUGGUGGACUGUCUGCUUACGGCGCCUACAACAUCUCCAACAACCCCACUGACAUCAAGGUGUCGCUGUGUGCCUCCGGAGUCCUUUCUGUUGUCAUGGGGACGAGGUACAAGAAAUCAGGCAAACUGAUGCCAGCUGGCAUUAUGACUGUUCUCAGUUUGUUCAUGGUGUUCCGCCUGUUGUUCCUGAUGGUAGCGUGACCGACUGACGAGUCUUCAUACAUGAUUCCGACUAGUUUUUGAAAGCACAGAUCAAACAUUUUACCUACUGACCAAUAACUUUGUUCAUGUUAGCUACAUGCUGUUGAAUAUAUAUAUAUAUAUAUAUAUAUAUAUAUAUGUAUGUAUACACUAUUUUGUAACCUUUUCACUACAUUACAAAAUAUCUAAAAGUGGUCGUUUUGUUGCUUUGAUUUUUCAGUAUGUGAGUCUUGGUGGAUAAAGUUUACACCCCUGUACUACGCCAUUGUCAACUAUUUGUUGUUGUAACCAGCAGAUUAAAUAAAUGAUAUAUGCAAUGCAGAAUAAACCUUUAAUGA